GACGACUCCGGCUAGGUAGGUGCUCGACCCGGACGCAGUUGGGAGAAAACAAGCGGCAGGCAGCCCGCCGUUCCCGCGUAACGUGGGCUUUUCUCUGUCGAGUUUCGGCGAGUGAGAGAGAUCGCGCGGCGAGAACCGAGGGGCGUACGAGUGCCGAGAGUCGUAGCGUGGUUCUCGCGACGGUCAUGGCGCGAAGGUGAAGGUGCUCACGGUGAUCGCCCGAGGUGAGACUUUGAGCGAUGGUGACGCGAGACUCGGGCGCAGCGGAUAUGAUAGCGCGAAAAAAAAACUGACGUUCGAUAAUACGGCGCGCGUUAAGUUCGUUGAACCCUUUCGCGGGAUCUCCGGGUGUUGCGGUUGAUGCGAGUCAAGUGUGCACUUGAGAGUGUGUUGCAUCCGCGAUCGCCCGCUGCGGAGGGUGAUGAUGCGCGUCGACUAAUUACGCGCGGAUUCCGUACUCCACGCGUAUCGCAUCAGCGCCGCGUUCUUUCUUCGUGUCAGCGUUAUAUUAUCGUUGUAUCGUGAUAUUCGCAAAAGGGAACUGUUGUUGUGUAUCCCCCCCCCGCCCCUCCAUAAAGACCGUCCUCAAUAUCUCUGUCCGUUCAUCGCGUGCAAGUUCGUUCUACGUGUAUUUCUGUGUUGUUUCCGGUGCAGCUGUGGUGCUGAGAAAGAUUGCGACAGCUGGAUGUUUGAAGAGAGAGUGCACAUCGCUCUUCGUAUAGUGCAGUGUGUUUAGGAGCUUUUAAAUCGCCGAUUGCAUGUGGGUCACGAGUUGCAUUCGUUCCGGCUAACGAGAUAGAAGGUUCGCCGAGCUAAGAGGAAGAAAAUGUGGAGCUCGGUUACCGCGGCUGGCACUGAAAACGGGCCAGCACCACCUUCGAGGAGCAAGCACAGUGCCACCUUACUUGCCGGUCACGUAUACCUUCUCGGUGGUCGAAAUGGAAACCUACCUCUCAAAGAUCUCUGGCGAUACAGCCUUGCGGAGAGCAAGUGGGAGGAAUUGCAUCCUGGUGGUGAAAGACCGCCGGCUCUUCAGGAACACAGCGCGGUUGCGUACAAGGAUUGCCUCUACGUUUUCGGCGGCGAACUGGGCUUCUCUGCCGGAACGGAAACGCCACUCUGGGUUUAUAACGUCAAGACAAAUAUAUGGAGAAAGGUGAGAUCUCAACGGGGUUGCGUGGUUCCUAGAGGUCGGAGAGGUCACACCGCCUUGGUACACCGCGGACAAAUGCUCAUAUACGGUGGCUACCAAGACUUACGUGGAAGCUCCUCUGAACUGUGGGCUUUCCAUUUUGAAACUGAAUCUUGGCAUCUGCUUUCGUCGAGCGAAAGUGGGCCGGCUGCGAGACACAAGCAUUCAGCAGUUUUGCACGGUGAUGCGAUGUAUAUUUACGGCGGGAUGACGGACCUUCAAGAAAGAAACGACUGCUGGCGAUGGGACGUUAAUAGCGCUUCGUGGUCCAUGCUGAAGAACAAACCAGGUCCCGGACCUCUCCACGGCCACGCGGCGUGCAGGCUGCCAAGUUGUAUGCUCAUCUUUGGCGGGGAGAGUGGCGGUUUGGCAACAAACGAGCUUUGGAGAUUUCAUUUUGGCACAGAAACCUGGGAGAAGCUAACUGUAUCAGGUCCAAAACCGCAGCCGAGAGCUGAAAGCGUCGCUCUCGCAGUGUCCGAAUUGCUGAUUCGAGGAACAUGCAUAGACAAUUCAAAACCGAGGCUGAGAAGCCAAAGGCCUAGGCUCGCGAGCAACAGAGUAUCGCCAAACGAGGCACCCUCCGCCAGACCCAGCUUUCUCAGGGAAAUUUCGAAGUUAUCGCAAAUAAAUCUGUCGAGACUCAGUCAUCCGACAAAGUGCAGUUAUUCAGUUCUCAGCGGGCAUGACGAUAAUGAAGAAAGCCCCCAGGAGGCCUGCGUGCAGGCAAAUACGUAUUAUCCAUUUCAGCAAGUGGACGUUGAAGUGAUCGAGCCAUCCACGGGAAUGGUAAAAUCUCGUAGUGCCAACACGCUGGCCCGCCGAAGACAGAAAGCAUCGGAGGGAUUAGUGAGGACUGUUGACGUUAACAAUACUAGCAAUACUUCUGGUAUGACCAGAGAUCCUAUUUCGGUGCCAAACUUUCGUGCUUUGACGUUACCAACUCCUGUUCUCACGCCUGUAGAGGCUGCCAGAUUGGUCUUCGUUGACCCGGAUGAGAACAGCGAUAAUGAAGAGCGUAAGGAGCCGCCCACGUCGAGACUGAUCGAGGUUCAAGAGGAAAGACGAGAUUUCGCAGCGGUGCACCAAGCAUGUCAGCCCACCCGCGGUGAAAGUUACAGCUCACAUCUUUACGAAGCCGCUCUGCAAACGCCAAAAACUCCGACGGCGACGAAAAUCCCUACUUCCGCUUCCGUUCGAUUUGCCGAUCUCGAGGAGGGCGAGGAAUCGACAUCGGAUUAUGCGAGUAUCGAGGCGAGGAGUCCAGGCGACCCGCUCGCGGAAGAUGACUGGGUGUCCGGAAGAAGAUCGAAGCCGCACAGGCCAAUUGUCUCUUCGUCGACGAUACGAGAGGGCCAAUUUGGUUUCUGUAAUCCGAACUACCUUGGACUAGACGAAACGAAAUCAAGUCACCAUCACCAUCAUCAUCAUCAUCAUCAACAACAAGAUGGAAAAUAUGCCAAGUUGCUCAACAGUCCGCCCGAUAGCGUACUGGAGGAUGAACCUGGAAGAUCGGCUUCACAGACAUUCGCGGAGCUCUUGGAGCUUCAGGAGAUCAGGAGGGUGCCCCGAGCGCCACCAAAGAGCUUGCCGUUGGGUUCGCCGUCGAGAAGAGCGGUGAGCGCGUCGAGGGCCGAGAGGCAAAGGGCAAAGGUGGCGGCGGUGGAUGCGACCGACGCUAAAACACCUACCUACGGGCCGGCACCCUUGUACGUUUUUUUGGUCGGCGGCAAAGAAAAGGGUCAAGUCACGGUGUUCGCCAGGCCGGUAUCUCUUUGGAAGCUACAGCUGGCGCCGCAUAUCUUCUAAGGAUGAUUGAUGGUCUACUUUAGCUGAGUCAUCCGCGCACUGUUAGUGAUAAGAAGAAGAGAAUAACGAGAGGACUGAUGAUUAAAGGGAAGCGUUCAUGCUGUCCAAUUUUUUCCAAGUUGCUGUGGUGUUUUACAAAUAUUCCUUGAUGGUAAAAUUGAUGCUCGAAGAGAUCGAUUUUUUUUCGACGUUUAUCUUCAUUCAUUUGAUUAUUAACAUUAAAAUUGUUAAUUUUAUAUGUGCGUUCUUCGUUACAGAGCAAAUAUGUCUUUUUUGUAGGAAAUUGAUUGUAAUUGUUGACUUCUUUCGUUCGUUAAAGUUUGUUAGUUGCCUUUACCAUAUGCAUAUCUUCUUUGUUGUAGUUAUCAACGUUGAAACAGAAAUCGGAAGAAAAGUAUUAUCGUGUAAUAUGCCAAAACGUAGCCAUUAUUUCUGACAAAUGCCAUCAAUGUAUCAAUGCGCAAUAUAUAUUUAGAGAAGUACAUUUUAAAUAUAUUAAAUUUUAUCGUGCAGAAAGUAAUCUGUAAUAGUAUAAUCGCUGGUUAGGUGAGAAAUAUAGAAAUCUUCACUUUUUUGUUUUGAUGUGCCGAUAGAUAGAUAAAUAAGUAGAUAAUAAUAAAUACGUAUUUAUAAAAUUAUCAUUAAAUUUAUAGAAAAUUAUUUCGUUGUAUCGUUUCUUUUGCGCAUUUUAUUUCUCAAUUUGUAAUAAUUAUUUUAAAAAUUAUUUUAUUGACAUUUGUUUAUGAUUCCUAAUCAUAAAAAAAUGUAAAAAAAUUACAUCUAGAUUUUUCAUUUCUUCGUGUAAAAGGUUAACAAUCUCUUACGUUUAACUCGGAAACAAACAUGUCAAAUUAAUAUUCCUACUGUACGUGAAACGUGUGUAUUUAAAGUAAAGCCGCGAAACACAUUUGCGAAUCGUGAGUUCAUAUUGAACCGGCCGAUUCAAGUGUUCCCAUUGCAAGUUUUGUAAAAAGAUGAAUGUUUAAAUAGAGGCGCAGAUCAAGUCAGCGAUUGAGAAUUGUACUGAUCUUCAAUAAUAAUUACUGAUAAAUGCGCGAUUGAACAUCGCGCCGCAAUCCUAUAUUUAUUACCGCAUCCGUCUUUCACUUUACAAUACAUAAUUUAUUCAUAGCCUACGAUAAGAUAUUAAUAAGCUCCCCCGAUCGCCCAACUUCGAGUUAUUUGCAGGUAAGCAUCUGCAAAAUCGACUGGCAUGAUCUGCGCUCGACUGCCAUCGAAUGUGAAAAAUUCAAUGUGCGUAAAAUAUGGAAUAAAAUUUAUGUCAGAUGCGUAAAAGCUUAAAAAUAUCAUAGAAGAUACACACGGUAUUUUAUAAUUCGCGUCUAUUAUAUACUGCUAUUCCUUAGGAAUAAGGGUGCGAACUAACUGAACAUUGUUUAAUAAUUAUCUUUCGUUAGAGAAAAAAAAUGCUUCAGGACUUUUUAAUUUUUCCAUUAAGGAAUAGCAUGAAUUAGUGAACGCAAAUUACGAAAUAUCCUAUGUAUCAUUUAAAGAUUACGAUUGAUUCGUGAUUGUUCCAUUACUGACCGAUUCUUCUAUUCUGCAGUAGAUAGAUUUUUAUUAAAAAAUUUUAACUUAUUCCAAUUCGCGCGAGGCAAAUCAAUAGGCUGUAUUUAAUUCUUUAGCAAACCAAAUUUACUGUUCUCAAUGUCUGAAAAACAAUCGAAGAAGAACAUGCAAGAAUUGAUGUCAAGAAUUAAAUAUUGCAUACGCGUACGUGUUGCCGAAGAAUUAGCGAUAAUUUCCAUCCGCCAAUUUACGUGAAGAAAUAAUGCUUCAAACGUGCCAAAACAAUGCUUUGUAUCUUAAGACCGUUCGCUCCCAAAUAUUCGCCCGCUAGCACAGGUGUUCUCUCAGUGCAAUUUGACGAUUUUAAAAUAUGGCAAAUAAAACUUUAAAGUCCGCAAUUGUACACACUAUAUAAAUAUCAUUGUUUACUUCGUAUUGUAUUAAGAUAAACUAACGUAGCAGAGCACAAUUUUUUUUUUAAAUAGCACUCUUUUACAGGGUGCGAGGAUUUGGGAGUCACUGUAAAAAUAUAAAAGAAGGCUUGUGUUCUUAAGAGAGUAUAGUCACUGCUGCUGAUGUCAGACGGGACUCGCGUCGAGCCGCUGCAGAAUCGCGAAUCGAUGAAAUCGAAAGUCUUUACCGUGAUUGUAUCUAUUGUCGUAGUAAGUUAGUUUUUAGUAAGCGUAUUAUAAGUAGAGCAGAGACGAUGGGCGAAGGGAGCUCUCUUGUUCGUGUAGAAUUUUUAUGCCCGUAAAGGCCCAACACAUGUAAUCCAUCCAUAAGUAGCUAAGGUCGACGUGGCUUCUCAAUGGGCUAGAUAUUGAGAGAUGCUUGUAUCAUUGUUCUUUUCAAUCAUGUUCAAUCAUGUUUGAAAUAAUCUCUCUAAUGUUUUGUAAUAUAUUAUUUUAUAUUAAUUAUCAUUAUUUGCCAUGAAACGCAAUAUGAUUCGAUGACAAUUUUUACGAUCGUAUUACCGGGCGAGUGCAAUAAUUUAGAUUACUAUCAAGUCGAGCAAAUAGCGAAUCGAAUCGAUUAAAAAUGAAGAUUUAUUAUAAUAUCUCCUAACUUGCGCAAAGGAAGGGUUAUAUCGCAAACUUUGGGACGUGCAAACGCUGUUAAUUACAAAAGUUUGGUAGAGAUGCAAAGGGUUGCUCAAAGGUGGGGUCACUUUUUAAGCUAAAGUGUCUCCUGAUAUCUAGUCUCGGGCCUCGAAUACCCGAAAAUCAAUGUUUUCCAUUCGUAGAGCUAGUCAAUUACAUUCUCAGUGUACAAAACUUAAGCUAAAUGUUUUCGUACUAUCUCUUUCACUUUUACUGUGCAUUUACCCUCGUAUAGACAUUUCAUCCCUCCUACUCGUCGACAAUUCUUAGCGUUUUUUAGUUUCUUAUGGCUAGUGAGUCAUCCGCAUUAUCAUAAAACAAAAAAUGUUUAUACCUCACAAUAUACAUCUUCAUUCCCAUGAUCAUUCAACCACGAAUAACGAUUUCGUGGACACAUUCCUUCCCACGAUCAUCCAGACAUAAAAACAAAUUACCUGCAAUACGCUAUUUUUCUGGAGAACAGAGACAAGCAACAAAUUUUACAUUACGUAGGAAUCAAACAAGCGGAAAUAAAUGACGUUAGCGUACUCUUUGUAUAAGCUUUGAACGCGCCCGUCGCGGACGUCGAAUUAAAAGAGGCCAAUCCUUCCUAUAGAGCUCCAUAUUUACAGAGCGCAGUAUUUUUUCAGAAACCAAACUUUCGGAUAGGGAGAUGACUCUUGCUCUUAAUUAUUUCUGUAUGUUUAAUAUCAAGACAAUAUAGGUAUACGCGAAUGUAUUACACGUGGUACGAAGCACCGAAAAUAUACGAUUGAUCACAAAGUUAUAUGUACUUUUCACAACCAUAUUUAAAAUUAUCGCGACAAGUGUGAGCACAAAUAUAAAAAAAAAAAAUGCAGUAAACCAAAAUAUUUUUGAGCAAAUCCUGUGAACUCUUAAUUUUAUUAAAAGUACACGGGAAAAACAGUUUUGCUGAAAUACCUAAAAAUGUAUUUGGACACAGAAAUAAUAAAAAAUAAUUUUGUUGGGCCACCAAAAUAAUUAUGCGAGACGAUCAAGCGUGGUUGGCAAUGCAAUAAAAUGUUUUAACAUUUUAGCAAUCAGCUUGAACAUUCUACAUAAUUAUUUUGACAAUGUCUAACAAGAAAAAAUUAUUUUCAGAUUUGUAUCUAAUUAAAUUUUUAGAUGGUUUAGCAAAAAUCGUUCUUUGCAUGUAUUUUUGUGAUAUUUUCGGUGCCUGGUACAUAUGUAACAUAGAGAAUUUCCUGUAUGUAGCUAGCUACAACAUUACACAAAUUUCCUACUGGAUCAGGCGAUGUGUUUGGAUGUGUUUAUACAUAAUGUACGCGAGCAUAAUUGAUGUUGCGUUCAUUACCCUUUCCUAUAUGAAUGUCGAUGCGAAGGUACGCGCCUGAUGACUCUGGACUCUUUGGUUCUUGUAUAAUUAAUCUCUGAUUCGUAAUCAUCAGUAAUGCGUUUAGUUCAUUACCGCAAUGUAAUUAAUGUAACAGUUAUUAAUGGAACAGUAUUACUAUGAUUAGAAAAUAUACUAUAUAUAUAAUUCGAU
Solenopsis invicta (red fire ant) is the source of this 7138-nucleotide messenger RNA. RefSeq names its product tip elongation aberrant protein 1. Gene Ontology annotation, cellular component: Golgi apparatus. Bases 827 to 3001 code for a protein of 724 amino acids. NCBI's taxonomy places the organism in Eukaryota, Metazoa, Arthropoda, Insecta, Hymenoptera, Formicidae. The record is from RefSeq and is a predicted model, not a curated record. The transcript is spliced from 8 exons. Gene Ontology annotation, molecular function: protein binding.